Messenger RNA from Closterium sp. Naga37s-1, 711 nucleotides. NCBI's taxonomy places the organism in Eukaryota, Viridiplantae, Streptophyta, Zygnematophyceae, Desmidiales, Closteriaceae. The record is from the annotation of a GenBank genome assembly.
AUGCUGGUCGCGUGUCUGAUCGCGGCGGCAGCGGGAUCGGCGCGAGCAGCGAGCGCCUUGGCCGUGAAUGGCGGCGCCGUGGUGGACGGCUACGUGCGGCUGGACGCUCUGAAGAUCAAAUCGACGGCUUUGAAGAUCCUGAUCAACGGCGGGGAUUCAGUGGCGUUUGUGCGAUCCAACGGCUACUUUUCCAUCGCUCUCGCUCCCGGCUCGCACACGCUGCAAGUCGCUGCUCCAGGGGCGUUCUUCCUGCCGGUCACGCUGCAAGUCAGUGCGAAGCAUGCAGGAAACUUCCGCGCAAUGGUGAUCCGAGAGCAGGGCCCUGCAAGCCUCUCCAUCGAUCCACUCAUCAUCUCGCCCUUCGCAGCUGAGGAGUAUUUCGAGAGGCGCGAGCCGUUCAGCAUAUGGACGAUAGUGAAGAGCCCCAUGGGCAUCAUGAUAUGCUUCGUGCUUCACUCACCCCCUGCCUUUCCUGUACCCCUUGCCACCAUGCUUCCCGCCUGCCUUACCACCAUGCUCUCAGAGGCGCCAGCCGUUCAGCAUAUGGACGAUAGUGAAGAGCCCCAUGGGCAUCAUGAUAUGCUUCAUGCUUGUCGUCAUGGUCGUCCUGCCUCGCCUUGCCGACUCCAUAGACCCAGAGGAGAUGAAGCAGAUGCAAGAGCAGAUGCAGCAGCAGCAGGUGCCGUCACUUUCAGGCCUCUUGAGUGGUAA